Perognathus longimembris pacificus (Pacific pocket mouse) is the source of this 4221-nucleotide messenger RNA. RefSeq names its product ETAA1 activator of ATR kinase (gene Etaa1). Bases 690 to 3227 code for a protein of 845 amino acids. NCBI's taxonomy places the organism in Eukaryota, Metazoa, Chordata, Mammalia, Rodentia, Heteromyidae. The transcript has 6 exons. The record is from RefSeq and is a predicted model, not a curated record.
CAUACUCCACACCAAACCUUUGGAUUAAUCACCACCUUCAAGUUCACUUAUCAUUUACAUUUGUAUUAUAAAUGUCUUAGUUGGGCUUACGAAAAAGUUUUAGCCAUAUUUCCUAUCUCAUAUGCUAUUAUAAAACAUUUUAUGUGUGUUACUAUCCUAUUGGAACACAACGGAUGUGGGAAUAUUGACUCUGUACCCAUUAAUUUGUUCAUUUAGUAAGUUUUCCUACAUAGGUAGAAUGCUUAUAUGAAUAAACCAUAUCAUGUACGAAGAAUUACUUUGUUCCCCUCAUAACGCAUACCUCAAAGUCCACAAUCUGAAUGAAAGGAAUGUGUGACUUCAGCUGCAAAUUCAGUAAAGAUCCGCUGUUGUUGAGCGUCCCUUUCUCCUCACGUGACUCUAGCCAAGGGCCGGACCACCACGCCCACAAAUCUUUCUAACCCUAGACUGACUUCAGACUGCUUCUGGGAUAGUUGGGUCUCGGGGGCGGAAGAGAGAGAGCCCAGGCCUCGCCAGUCCCGCCUCUUAUCCGAAAGCAGCCAAUCAGCAGCAGCCUCUUGUGCGCGCGCCCUAACCGGCCAAGAUGGCGGCGUCCGUUGGCGCCUAGUCCCGUUUGUACUGUUCCUAUUUUACUUCUGCUGUGGCAAAAAUAUGAUCGGAACGGCCGGUGCAGGGUGGACAUCGGAAGGAUGAGUCGACGGCGGAAAUAUGGGGACAGCCCCUCCCCCAAGAACACGCCUCGCAAAACGGUGGCGGCCGAAGACGGCAGCUGGGUGGCGGAGCCGCGGCAGCGGCGCCUGAGAUCGUCCCGGGGCUCGGGGCUCGGCCCGGCGGGAGCCGCACCGCCCGGGUAUCCGGCAGCCGCCGCUCGCUGCGGCCCGAGCCAGGCCGAGGAGAGGUAUGAAACGCCAAGGGGAUCGUUGAAAGUGGAUAUAUUACCCUGUACCAUCAGUUCUCCAAAUGAUCCAGAUGGACAGACCGAUAUCUUUUGGGAUCAGAAUUCGCCAUUGACAAAACAGUUAGGUAAAGGAAGAAGAAAACAGAUUUACGUCACAGAUAGUGAUGAGAUUUCACAUAUUGUUAAUCGUAUUGCUCCUCAGGAUGAAAAACCAACAACAGACUCCAUGCUGGAUGUGUGGAUUGGUGAAACUGCUAUUCCUUGUACUCCUUGUGUAGCAAAAGAAAAAUCAAGAAGAAAAAUCAGCUGCACGAAGUUAAGAACAAAAAAUCGAGAAAAAGAACUUAUGAAAUUAGCCAAACAAUUUGACAAAAAUAUGGAAGAGCUAGAUGUGAUUCAAGAGCAAAGCAAAAAGAAUCAUGAUUUUAUCCAGCCAGCUUCUGAAAUGGAGAUGUUAUAUAAAUGUGAAAAUCAUAUGAAGUCAUUAUGUGAUACAAUUCCCAAAGCAGAUACUGCCGUAAUAAAGAAGACAGUGAAUGGAAACACCAGGAUAACUGUGGAAAAUGAUCAGAACAGCAGUCAGAAACCAUUUGACCAAAAUGCUGAAGCAGCCUUAAAUGCCAUUUUUGAUGGUUCUACUCAGAAAUGUAGUGGGCAGCUGAGCCAACAUCUGACAGAUGCUCUUGUGAACAACAGUGUUACUUGUGGAAAGCAAGAUGCUUUGAGAGAAGAAGAAAUCAUUACUAAUGAAACUCUGGUGAAAGAAAAACUGUUAAAUAAAAUCCCAGUGUCACUUAUUUCUAACAUAGAUAGUCCCAAAAUGACAAAGUCAUGUGUGACUCCCUCUUCUGAGGAUCCAAAAAUUUCUAAUAAACACAUUGACACAUUUACUGCUAGUGAUUUUGAGGAUGAUUGGGAAAGUUUACUGGGUAAUGAACCAUUUGCUAUGCAAAAUGUUGAGAUGCUUGAACUCUUCCCUUCUAAAACUGCCCAGAUUACAGAUCCCAAGGGAAUUUGUACCUUUAUUAGUAAAAAUGAUAAAACUAUGGCGAGACAGAAUAUAAAUCUGGAUACCAGGUUAAAAGAUUCAAAAUUAUUACAAAACUUUCCUUCAAAGACACCUAACACAGAACUAACAGAUUCUGGAGAAAAUAGAUUUUUACCAAAUCCAAACAAUCAAGACAGAAUUCAAGAUUGUGUAGUUACAUCUAAUCUGAGAAAACUGAAAGAACAGAGAGAUACUAAUUUCUCUUCUAAUGGACAUGCUUCUGAAAAGAAGUCUGCUUCGAACACAAGAUACCUUAGUGAAAAAGGACCGAUUGAUUCUUUCUGCUCCACAACUUUGAAUAAUGAAACUAAUAUUAGUCACUCAAAUCAGACUAAUGCAUCAUCAAAGUUGAGUUCUUUCUUUGAUGAUUGGAAUGAUCCAUCUCUUGCCAAUGAACUUAUUAAAACAUGUCAUCAAUUAGAAACUACCUGGGAAGCAGAUGAUGUGGACGAUGAUUUGUUAUAUCAAGCAUGCAAUGAUAUUGAAAGACUAAGUCAGCAACAAGAAAUAAUAAAGGACAGCAAGAUGUCUGAAAGUAUUAAAAUCAAUAAUAGUUCCAAACACGGUGCCAGAAACAUGUGUAUUACAUAUAAACCAGGCAAUCAUUUUGUGCAAUCAAAACAAUUGGGCAGUGUGUCAGUGCAUACAUCUUUGGUGAAUAAUUUGCAAAUAAAUAAAUCAAUGAAAAUGGAGAAAAGGGAAAUAUGUGUAAAUUCUCCACGUUUAUUGAAUGCUACAAGCCUGACUAAGUCCUCUAAGAACCUAAGCAAUUAUGAGAACAAUAAUCUGUGUGGCUCUUGGGGUAACAGUGAUACUCCAAUACAAGUGAAUAGUUCCAAAUCAGGUCAUCCAGAAAGUUCAACUUUGAAUGUAAAUUCAGAUCAUCCGAGGAUAGAAAUUUCUACUAAUAAAUGGAGCACUGAGCAGCUAUCUCAUUGGACCACAACAGAUGAAGCUUAUAACAAACCUGUGAGGUCAACAAAGUUUACAUUUACAAAGAAGAAAAACUCUCAGAUUCCUUCUCAAUUUAAUCAAAAUUAUAUAGCACAAAAUAUGUCUGCUACCAAAACUACACAGAGUUUAGAGAAAAGGAAAACUGUCAGCUCAUUACUUGGAGAGCCUGAUUGGCAGCAGACGUUGGAACUUUCUGGAUCUUUGAAACAUUCUCCUGGAGAGGAAGAGGAGAAAAAUAGAAAGUAUUCUCCUGAGGAAAUUCAGAGGAAAAGACAAGAAGCACUGGGUCGGAGAAUGGCCAAGUCACAGGCAUCAUCUGUAAAUUGAGCUCCCACUUAAUUUCUUUAAUGGGAUAUUGAUUGGAAGACUUUUGUUGAUAACUAUCUAUGAUAGGAAACACAUUUUUUUUUGGAUUUCUCUAUGAGAAAUUUAAUGCUGACUUUAUUAAGUUUGGACUUUACAUUAUUAUUUAAUAAAUCAGUAUUUACAAUGAAAAUGAAACCUGAAUUUCUUGGAGAUUUAUAUAUGAAAGCAGUUACAUGUAAGUUUUGGAAAUUCAUACAAAUGUACAAUUAUGUGCUGAGAUUAUACAGAGGAGAGUAUUUUAAAAUAUGGUUUGCAAAGGAUCAUCAAAAAAUAGAUAAUCUGCUUAAUUUUCUGCUUUAAUUUUUCCCAGUAUAAAACCUCAACAACUUAGUUGAAGAAAGACUAUUUUUAUAGUUUUAUUUUCAGUAACUGUUACUAUGGUUUUUGUAUGUUACUAAAUUUUAAAUAAAUAUUUUUCAUGUUUCUAGGAAAGUUUUUGGCAAGAAAUUAAGAACUUAAGUUUAUUUGUAAGAAAACUAAUAUUUUCAAUUCCUAGUCAGAAAAUUUGAGUUUUAAUUUCUAAAAUAUACUGUUUUUGAAAACUUUCCACUGGGUUUAGGGAAAACACUGAUGUAAAAUAUGUAGUUUAGAAAAGGAAGAUACAAUGUAAGAUUUAGAAGUAGUGGAUUAGCUAUAUAGUAGAACCAUUAACAUUUAGAAUUGGCAGAAACCUCGGGAUAUUAUCUGAACCAAUUUCUGAAUUGUGUGGGUGAGAACAUAUCUUGAUACUUUUUAAAGUAAAGUGCAAGUUAAAGCUGUACUUGUAUUAGAAUAAUGUUUCUGAACACCUAGAUCAUUAAACUAUUUGCUUCUAAAUAUUAGUGCAUAAAAUAAUUUGAUGGAAUAUUAAUUAUUUUAUAGAAAAAAUAUAAAACCACAUUAAGACCUAUUGGACAUUUGCUCAUUAUUUCUUGUUUUAUUUAAAGGAUUAGUAUUUCCAGGAUUCAGGAUGAGA